Cylicostephanus goldi is the source of this 297-nucleotide messenger RNA. The record is from the annotation of a GenBank genome assembly. Lineage: Eukaryota; Metazoa; Nematoda; Chromadorea; Rhabditida; Strongylidae.
UAUUCCGGCCGAAUUUUCAUGGCCGAACAAGAAGAGGUAGCCAAAAUCUGUGAAGAAUAUCAAAAAGUUGCUGAUAAGUAUGGCCUCUUUGAACGGAUGUUCAUACAAUUAUUUCUAGAAGAAGAAGUCGAGCUCUCUGUUCAUUUUGGUCUUGACAACCUCAAGGAGGAUGAGCUACGUAAAGACCAACGAUUUCGGACCCAUGUCGGAAAAUUCCAACGAUUCUUGACGGGUAUUAUGGAAAUGCUUUCGAAGGGUCCCGAUCAAGCAGAAAAUAUUGUGCAAGUACUUAGGUGA